Molecule: messenger RNA, 2634 nt
Organism: Macrobrachium nipponense
Lineage: Eukaryota; Metazoa; Arthropoda; Malacostraca; Decapoda; Palaemonidae
Product: cartilage acidic protein 1-like
Exons: 5
Coding region: 1-540 (179 amino acids)
Source: RefSeq, a predicted model, not a curated record
AUGCCAGAAACUUUCUCCUUUAUAGGUGGCACAGUAACAGAUUUAGAUGGUGAUGGUGUCUUGGAGGUUAUUCUCUCUCAUGGGGAAUCAGCGGAGCAACCACUAUCUGUGUACAAGUUAAGCUCAGACCAGGACACCUCGUCCAAUGGUUGGUUGCGUGUCCAAGUCCUCACAUCAUCUGGAGCCCCAGCAAGAGGUGCUAAAGUAACAUUGCACACUACUGGAAGGAAACAUUCACGAAUCAUUGAUGCCGGGUCUGGAUACCUAUGUCAGAUGGAACCAGUUGCCCACUUCGGUUUUGGGCAAGAUGAACCAACAAGGCUUGAAGUUGUGUGGCCUGACUCGAGCUACGAAAUGAUGGAACUGAACUCCACGAGUACAAACAUAGAAAUUACUGUGAAUCACCCAAGGCCUGGGGUCCAGGCCUUGAAGCGUGGACUACCUGUUGCUGAGAAUGCUGAGGCAGCCACUAUUCGUGGUCUGGAAAUAUUUGAUGUUGCCAUGUUCUUAGUGGCUAAUCUGCUAUUGUUUAUCUUGUAACAUAUAUUGGUAUGAGAUUCAUGUUGUACACAUUUACUUUGGUAAAGUCUACCUGCGCAUUGGUUUUGUCGGUAAUUUCCAUAUUUCUUCAGAAAUGUUAAAUCUGUCAUUAAUCUUUCGGAGUAACAAAGACAUUUCUUUCAACCAUAGUUCUCCAGAGUAUUAUCCUUCUCUGUCAUGGUGUAUAAAUACUAUGAGCUUUUAGAGCAAUUUGAUUACAAUGGCAUUUGCAAUUAUAUUAAUUUUAUUCAAGUUUUACAGAACAAAAGAUUUGGAUCAAAGAUUUUCAAAAUGUUCUUCAAAUGUGAAAUAAAGGCUUGUAUAUGUUUAUUAGAGAUUCUCCUUCCUGAUGUUAGUAACUGUUUAAUUACAAUGUAUUUCAAUUUUAUUUGCCUACAUUCUUGGUCUCCCCGUCCCAAAACACUUCACUCCCUUGUUUAACAGACAGAAGUGCUCUAAUUCGAUAGAAGCACAGCAUAUUACCACCUGGAAACAAACCCCUCACAUUUGUUGUGUGUUCAUUGCUGUUAAUAUCUGUAAAAAUUUCCCUAGGUCUUGUCCUCCUCUGCAGAAUCCUGACUCACUGAUCCAUGUAUUUCUCCCUUAUCUAAUUCAUUCUCUUAUUGUGUUCAUGUAAGUGAUUAAAAGUGGGAUAUUUACUAAAUUCUUAGCAUAUAAUUUCUCUUUUUCAAUUCUUGUCUCCUUUCAUUGUUGGCCUUGUUGUGAGCAUGUUAAUUGUAUGUAAUUCUACUUGCAAUAAGAUAAGCCAAGAGUAACGCUACUAACUUAUAUAUCGUCAACGUUGGAGUCUCCAGCUUUAUCUCCAGAUCAGCAGCAGAACUUCUUUCCCUUUGACAGACUGAUUUGUAGCCCAACUUCAUGAAGGGCAAUGGCAACCUCCUACUAUUUUUUUCGGCUGAACAGGAUGUUCCACAGAGCCCAUAAAUGUGCAGCAAGAAUUUCUCUGCAGGGAAGAUUAUCUGCUGUGACUGAAAGGAUGUUCCUGAUUAACUCUUCCAUGUCAUCAUUGAGUUUUUUUAUUUAGUGCUCUCUAGAGUAUUUGUUGAAGAAGGCUAAGACAAGAUGUUCUACAUCAGAGAUUAAUAUUGAGCCCCUGACCAAGGCUAAAUUGAACAUUGGUUAUGGUAAAUGUAUGGAAACCCCACAUUUUUUUUUUUCUUCUCUGCAUGACCAUCUCCUGCAUAGAUUUUAUAUCCAAAGCUGGUUCUCACAGGUAUGCCAUCCUUCUUCAAUAGUUAUAUAGUCAGAGCUGGCAUCAUAAUUGGUUCCUUACUCAGUUCUGUGUUAAUGGUGGAAAUCAGUAUGAAUUUGUUCAUGAAGUAAAUCUCUUUCUGGAAGGAAGCAGUGGCCUCCUUUUGAUUGUUCCUUUAGGAAAGAGGGACCUUUGGCAUCCUUGUACAGUAUGCAUACUUUCCCACCCCAGUAGACCUGUCUGGAAGAAAUCACCUGCACUGCACUACUGCUGAUCUUCUGUCUCUCCCUCUGUCUGUUACACAAUUGAGUGCUGUGUCUGGGACAUUCAGAGACCAUAAGUUUGGGCAUAUAUGAAUAUGUAAUGGUAUGGUAUGACAGGAUCAGUUGUACUUCAUACAUAAAAAUUCAGCAUUGUAUGUUAUAGGACAAGAGUGGGAAUUAAAAGAGCCAGCACAAAUGGUGUAGUGUUAACUAGGAUGUACGUAUUCACUUUUUUAUGAAACUAGAGGAAACUUUAGCUAAAUUUUGUCAGAUUUGAUUUAACCACCUGAUAGUAUCCUUUACUGAGCAGCCUAGUUUUUUAAGGUUGUGACUUUGUUGGUGGAUCUGGGAGGGACCCAUGGCUUGAAAACAGGAAAUGUUUGUUUAUCAAAUUCAAAUUGCUUUUUUCUUCAGUUAAGUGCUGUGAUCUUUACCAACCUGAGUCCUGUUAAUUAUUUUUUAAAUGAUAAAAUUUUAUAGUUUAAGGUAAAUAAGAUUUAUAUUCAUUACCAUAAGCUACGAAUUUUCUCAUUUAUAUGGUAAAAUAUCAGUGACUAAAAAUAUUUGGUUUUGUCUUAUCUGAGAAGUUUGGUUGAACUUAAAAAUUUGCAAAUCAGA